Trichoderma asperellum CBS 433.97 is the source of this 510-nucleotide messenger RNA. RefSeq lists its product as uncharacterized. Gene Ontology annotation, molecular function: methyltransferase activity; DNA-binding transcription factor activity; sequence-specific DNA binding. NCBI's taxonomy places the organism in Eukaryota, Fungi, Ascomycota, Sordariomycetes, Hypocreales, Hypocreaceae. Gene Ontology annotation, biological process: regulation of DNA-templated transcription; DNA repair. The record is from RefSeq and is a predicted model, not a curated record.
AUGGAUACAGACGACGGGUCCCCAUCCCAGAUUGCAUGCAUAGCUCUAUUUGAAGACGACCUGUCUCGCUGGGAAGCAACAAAAGACCGCAACGCCAUCGCUGACGGCCUUUUCUUCCGCGCUUCUGCAAAUACAAAAGUCUACUGCCGGCCUGUGUGUAAGGCUCGUCUCCCGCGUCGCGAAAAUGUAUCCUUCUACAAGACCAGCAGAGAGGCACAGGCGGCAGGGUAUCGCCCGUGCAGACGGUGCAAACCGAACCAUGAAGGCCUUAUGCCGGAGGACGCUGCCGUACUCAAAGUCCAGGCCUUUCUAGAAGGUAGUGAGAGGGUGUUCAAGUACGACUCUACCCCGGAAAGCCUGAGCCAAAUGGCCAGGCAGGCUGGACUAUCCAAAUGGCACUUCCACAGGGUGUUCAAGAAAUGCACCGGCAUGACUCCCGUCCAGUACCGACGAACCGCCGGAGAUGGAACAUUGAAUAGCAGCGCUAUCGAGAAAAUAGCAGAGUCAUAG